Molecule: messenger RNA, 1650 nt
Organism: Corylus avellana
Lineage: Eukaryota; Viridiplantae; Streptophyta; Magnoliopsida; Fagales; Betulaceae
Gene: TRA2
Product: Aldolase-type TIM barrel family protein
Biological process (GO): carbohydrate metabolic process; pentose-phosphate shunt
Cellular component (GO): intracellular anatomical structure; cytoplasm
Molecular function (GO): transaldolase activity
Source: RefSeq, a predicted model, not a curated record
AGUCGUACCCCGAUCUUCAUCAUUCGUCUCGUUUCGUAAUUAAAGAUCUCACCUACCCUCUCUGUCCUCUCUCUCACGUUGUGUUUGCGUUUGAUCCGCCAUGGCUACCAUGUCCAGGCUCUCGACUCCGAGCCCUACCGCUCAUGCGUCGUCUACGUUCAAAUCCGGAUCGUCGCAGCCCAAGAUUCUGAUCGGUUUCUACAGUGGAAGCAGUUUCAACGCCAAAGUUUCAUCUUCCAAAUUAGCCGUGCGGGGUAACCAUGCUAGGAGUGGCCCUUUGGUUGUCAGAUGUUCCCAAGUUGAUGGAAAUGGAAUUCCAGCAAAGCGAACAGUUCUUCAUGAUCUCUAUGAGAAGGAAGGGCAGAGUCCAUGGUAUGAUAACCUCUGCCGACCUGUUACUGAUCUGCUUCCUCUGAUUGCAAGUGGCGUUAGAGGUGUAACAAGCAACCCAGCGAUCUUCCAGAAAGCAAUAUCAUCUUCAAAUGCUUACAAUGACCAGUUCAGGGACCUUGUUCAAUCAGGGAAAGGCAUUGAAGCUGCAUACUGGGAGCUCGUGGUGAAGGACAUUCAAGAUGCGUGCAAACUUUUUGAAUCAAUCUAUGACCAAACAGAUGGUGGUGAUGGCUAUGUUUCUGUUGAAGUGUCCCCCAGACUCGCUGAUGAUACUAAAGGGACCGUAGAGGCUGCAAAAUGGCUCCAUAAAGUGGUUGAUCGCCGUAAUGUUUACAUAAAGAUUCCUGCUACGGCUGCAUGUGUCCCUUCAAUUAAGGAUGUUAUUUCACUUGGCAUAAGCGUCAAUGUGACACUCAUAUUCUCUCUUUCUAGAUAUGAAGCAGUCAUUGACGCUUACUUAGAUGGCCUUGAAGCUUCUGGGUUAAGUGACCUCUCCAAGGUUACAAGUGUUGCUUCCUUCUUUGUCAGUCGGGUAGACACUCUUGUUGACAAGAAGCUUGAGAAGAUUGGAAGCCCAGAGGCCCUUGAUCUUCGAGGAAAGGCUGCAGUCGCUCAAGCUGCAUUGGCGUACAAGCUUUACCAGAAGAAAUUCUCUGGUCCAAGAUGGGAAGCUCUGGUGAAAAAGGGUGCCAAGAAGCAGAGGUUGCUGUGGGCCUCAACCAGUGUUAAGAAUCCUGCCUACCCUGACACCUUAUAUGUUGCUCCUCUCAUUGGACCUGAUACGGUUUCAACCAUGCCUGACCAAGCUCUUCAAGCAUUUAUUGAUCAUGGUGCUGUUUCGAGGACGAUUGAUUCGAAUGUAUCUGAAGCUGAAGGCGUUUACAAUGCACUUGAGAAGUUGGGCGUUGACUGGAGUGACGUUGGCUCCCAGCUCGAACUUGAAGGUGUGGAUUCUUUCAAGAAAAGCUUUGACAGCCUGCUCGAUACCCUGCAAGAGAAGGCAAACUCUCUUAAAUUAGUCAGCCUGUGAGCCUUUUGGGUUUUGCUUAUUUAGUGUCAUGUUAAAUCAAUAAAACUAGUGGGUGCUGAAACCUGCUGGAAAUGUAGUUGACGAGUGCAUUAUAAGACGUUAAUGACGUAUCAUGUAUGAGUAUGCUUCAUUGGGAUGUGAGGUUUGAAAGGCCAAUGACUGGAUCUUGGUCAGUGAUUUGUAAAGAUUAGUAAUGAUCUAUAAAAAGUGCAAGUUUUUUUCUUUCC